AUGCCUACGUUGCCAUGGUUGCAAGAUGUCGCCUUCGCCUUUGCAAUGGCAAGUCAUGAUCGUCUGGGCAAGGAUAGCACGGCAUCAGCAGUGGCAGGGGAUCAUGAUCUUGUCUUCUCCAUCAUGUGUUAUGCCUUUCCCGCUGAUAGAUGGAGCUUGAGAGCACGACUGGAAUGGGUUCGAGAGCAGAACAUGGCGCGUUACAAGCAUCUCUUUUGCCCCAAAAUGGAGCUGUUUGUGGACAGGAUGAGACCUGCAAGAGCUGCCGAUCAGAUCUUGGAAUGCCAAUCCUUGCAUUUCGCUGUUCCGGGGAACAUCGACAUUGCAACCACUGUGGCUACGGGAGCGCUUUCGUGUCGCCCGUCAUGCGCGUGUCAAGCGCCACGAGGAUCACAAAGUGCAGAGGAACAGAAUAGCUUCGUGCUGGUUUCUAGCAAUACGGAAGAGGCUCCUCCUCGCUGUGAGAGUCAGGGCCACGGUUCCGAAGAAAGCAGAUGCUGGGAGAGGUUGGAUGGGGCCUCUUGGAUAGCACAAUCUCUUGCUGGCGAUGAAACAGCUUCAUCUAACCAAGACACCCCCACAGCUGGGACUAAUGACACCGCUUGUAUCCUUGGUAAAUUGAUCGGAUUUUCCAUCAUCAACCAGAUACCUUUGGGAAUCCGUCUGGACAUCAAAUUGUGCAAACUCCUAGCUGGAGAGGUUAAGAGAACAGUAUCGUUGGGGGAAGACAACGUCGCCGACAGCAACGAGAUUCAGCAAGUCGUUCAAGGCUUCCCUGUCAUCGAUAUUGACUCACUCCGAUCUUCAACCCAUUACUUCGUCUUCUCCGACAGCGAACCAAUCAUGGAAUGGUUCUGGAGGCUUCUGAACUCGUUGAACGCGCGCGCAAGAAGGUUUAUGUUGAGCUGGACUCUAGCUACAGACUUGUCACUCACGUGGCUAGGCUACAUCGACAAACAACACUACGAGAGCGCGAGAAAGGCUUUCGAAGCAGAGCUGCCGCAGAAACUCUUUGCCAUGGGGCUGCAGGGACGGACAAGCUGCUGCUCAGGCAAUGACCUCUCACAGUUGGACUGGAGGACGAGAUCUUGCAACUAUGAAAUCUUCGAUUCUGCACCAUGGGUAAAGCGUAAGAAGUGCAGAAGUUUUUAUGGCCGUAAGCUGCUCACUCCUCCCUUCUACAUCGCUUGUCAGAUCUUCGGGAACAACCUUGGGCGCAACGCUACCUACUGUGAGCUGCUCAUGCCCAUGUUCUCUAACAAGGAUGCUGUGAGAAAAGCGCUGAUGGACCUCCUGCCUCCGGACCGUACCAUUGAGAAGCCUCGGAACGACUUGCCAGUGUCCGUGACUCAGUCCUGCUUUUAUCUAUGCAAUUAUCCUUUAAACAGUUUCAAAAGAUUUUUGCCGGAUCGAGUUGAAUUGUUCAUGUCACUAUCGGUGGCCCGUAUACAUCCCUACCCACUGAUGUCCGACGUUUCUCUAAUUGAUGCUAAGGUUGUGAUUGAGUUGAAAGGCUCUCACAAGUCAACCUGCGAAAUGUCUUAUCUAACAGCAAGUGGCUGCCCCUCGGGCAAGUGGUACUGUCCUACAGAUGGGAACACCUACUCGAGCCCUUCAGCAUGCUCGGGCGUGUCGGCCACCUGCACUUCCUUCAUGUACGGCUUCAACACGUAUCAGUCCUCCAACGGUGGAGACACCGGAAUUUUAUGCGCCUGUGUCUCCAUCUUCGCCGUCGUGCGGGGCCUCAAGCUCUUGGAGUUGCUCUACUGCGUUUACCUCAUGUUGAAACCCAGGAGCACGAUCCGAAACACUCGGCCUGCACAGCAAGCAUGCGACAUUCUGAUCCAGCUAGCCUGCCUCCUGCUCAGUCUCAUGUCUGCCUUCCCUUACGCCUGCAAGGCUGACAGCACCGACGAGUUCAUCGUCACUGUGCUGAUCUUGGUGCAGUCCGGGAUGGAGUGGGGCCUCGGGAUGGGCUUUCGAGCUGACUACAGUUUGAACUUCAACUCUUACCGACAUUCGGUGUUGACCAGCUUCGAUUGCUGUGUCGGGGUGUACAUGUGGCAGAUGUACUGCUUGUGCCUGCUCGCAGACGUCGUGGCGGCAUCUGUCCUCAUGGCUUCGAACUCAAACCCUAUCGGCUUCGUCCUGGCCUUUGCGUUCACCGCGGGCAUCGUCAUGAAAUGGUACUCAGCCGCCGACCACCUUCGUCUACCCUAUGAGUUCCGUCCUUACCCCUACCACGCUCCUCCCCCGGCCAACGCCGACUUGAGGAUCCCCACCGCGCUGCCGUACAACACCUCCAGCAGCACCGUCUACACUUCAAACGCUUCUGCUCCUCCUCUCCCCAGGAUGCCGGACGCAGAGGAUGCAGAGGAAGUCAUGGUGAGCCGUUGA
This is a messenger RNA of Guillardia theta CCMP2712, 2397 nucleotides long. RefSeq lists its product as hypothetical. Bases 1 to 2397 code for a protein of 798 amino acids. The transcript is spliced from 17 exons. The record is from RefSeq and is a predicted model, not a curated record. Lineage: Eukaryota; Cryptophyceae; Pyrenomonadales; Geminigeraceae. Gene Ontology annotation, molecular function: ubiquitin-protein transferase activity.